CUCCUCUUGUCAAACCGAAGUUCGAAUCGUUUCUAUAUUACUCCGUCAUUAGAGGGAAAAGGGGACGUGAUUGUCCUUACUGGAGGACGACUUCAACGUCACUCUUGGAAUAAGUAGCGAAGUAGCACUACUCGAGGUGGUUGUCUCCCGAACUUGCGUCAACGCGCAAUAGUCCAAAAUGUAUCAAAUGCCAGAAUCAGAACCUGAAACAGAGAGCACACCUAGUGAGCAGCAGAUCGCUGACGCUCAUGCUUUGCUUGUCCGCUAUCCGUUUGUGUCAGCCACUCCGAUAUCUCAUGUCGCGAGGCAUUUGGAUCAUAUGUCUUCCACAGCACCGAUCCCUUCCGUUGCUCAACCCCAUCUCUUCCCCGGAAACCACAUUUCUAUGGCUAACCCACCUCCUUAUGCUCAUCUCCCUCCGGUCCUAGACGCGCUGACACCACCCGAAGGUCCAGCACGCGAACUCUGGGACUCUCAAAGAGGAGUCGCUAUAAAUGCCCUGGAGGAAGAAUCGAGGACUAUUCCUUUUGAUGCUUGGUCUCAUCCCAUACCACCUCGUCAUGCACCGUUGAAUGCCGAUACAAAGUGGCAGAAGUCUGCUUAUCAAUCAUCUGCCCUUGCAACGACAAUUUUACGGUCUGUGCAUCGCCAUCGAAGUGCGCCUAUGCUACCUUCUGGCCUGUUACCACCCCCCUCGUCUCUUGCGAAUGCUCUCGGCAAUGAAGCCCAUUCAUCUCAGCAACACCAAUUUGUCCCUUCCAACCGCCCCUUCCACCCGUCGCAAUCUUUGGCUUUUUUUGAUGAGUUUUUAGAGAAGACCCUUGGGUCGCAAGCGAACCCCUCACUUCGACCUUCAUCCGAAUCUCGCCCUACAACCGACUUCAAUAACCAGCUUCAGUCCGAUCUUUUGAGAGGACCCCUAGAACGGUUACGCACCCCUGUCAGAACCCCACCAGCAAUUGAAACCCCCAAUAACAAGCCUGCGGAGUUGACUCCUCGCCCCCCUCUUCCCCAAGAAUCACCAGAUCCCCUCUCACUUGUUCCGGGUGCCUCGAAGGAGACUAACGGUGCUGCCAUAACGCCAACUCGUCCCGCCAAACGCAAAGCUGACUCUGCAUUUCCCACGUCCCGUGUUUCAGUCGUGAUCACUCAACUACCCCCUGGCAGCAGCAGCCGCCCAGGAAGUUUGAGCUCAAAGGGCUCUUCAACGACCCUUAGCUUUAUAGGAGGGAAGGAUUCAUUGUCUCCUUCGGUGAAAAAGGCGGAUCGUGCCGCAUAUACAGAUAUAGAUGAGGCCACUCCAUGGACCUCACGAAUUACCGCUCGAGACACACCUGGAAGGAGCAAAAAAACUCUGAAACUUGAAAGAGACGCCAAAGUACCACUCCAGAAGUUUAUGAGUUAUCUUGAAGAAAUCUUUGAAGCUGAAGAUUCUCUACCUCUCGAUGCUGAUAAAGAUCAUCGUCUUUCCCCUGCUGUUGCUGCUCAUUUUUCUCACCUAAUGACGUCUUUCUCCGAGCCACUUUUGCAUUCAAAUUCGAUGCAGAGGCUCGUUUACCUCCUCAAUCAACUUGCGCAUCCUUCGAAACGCUCGCGGGUACAUCAGCACUCCUCGCAGGCUAGGUCCGAGCCCAUUGUUCGAUUGUCGCAAGUUGAUGCCGCAUCCUUGCAGAGAUUACUCAGGAUGCUCGGGAGAACGGUUGAAUUGGGAUCUGGUGAGCAACGCGAGUUCGCCCCCUUCGACUGGAAGCCCCUCGAGAACAGUGCUGCGACAACUCAGAAAACCCCGCAGAAAUCGCCGAAGAAACGCAAGAAGGAGCAGACUAUUGCCUCGUCCAAUGGAAAGAAUACCAAUGACAACGGCCGAUCUAGUCGAAGCCGAAGUCGUAGUCGUUCCAAAACGAGGGAGCCUGAUAAACAGCUUGGAGGGGACAAUGUAUCAAUCCCUGACUCAAAACUUCAAGGAGUGCCUGACAUUCUUCCAAUUGAUGAGGCGGCAAAGUUCGACAGGGAGCUGGACAUUGCGUCGGAAUGCGCACUUGCUGUGGAAUGCUGUUUAUCCCUUCUCACCGCGGAUGCUCUUCCGAAACAGGUUUACUCAGAAGAACUAAUUUCGAGCUGUAUGAUGGCUAUCAAGAAUUUGCUAACUUACUGGAUCUAUCCAUUUGUGGAGGCUACUAGUGAGAUUCAGGGAACUCAAGGUCCUGUCCUUAGUCAUAUAGUCAGGUCCCUGUCACAUGAGGCUAUCGCCAGACGAAAUCGACUCGGAAACGUGUUUCGCACUGUCUCAUCCAUAUUUCCUCGCAUUGAUGCACUUUUGGGCAUGGGCAAGCCAUCGAAUGCGCAUAUGAUUACUAUGUCGGAUUCCAUAGUCAUCAUGGCUGCUUAUAUCUCUAUUGGCCCAUUCUUUGUGGUUGAGCCGGGUACCGUGCAGUCGAAGGCGAAAGACAAAGUCAGGGAAAAGGUAAUCUUAGGUGUUCAGAACGUUCUCGGCGGUGAGGCAGGUUUCCGAGCGCUUCGGCUUUCAGCGCUUUCCGUGAUCAGAACCAUCUUUGAAGGUGCCCCUGGGCAAAGAGAUUGGAUCGUGGAAGAGAUACUAACUUCCCUGCUGAAGUUGCCCGAUAUAAAUCGCAAGGCCGGGCAGUUCAAGCUUCGUGAUGGGCAAUCGAUACAUACCAUUUCGGCUUUGCUGCUCCAACUGAUACAAACAUCUGCAUGCGAUGUGGGGGUUCAUGCACGUCGAAUUCGGUCGGAAAGAAGGAAACUCAUGGCCCAGCUUGGCGGUGUCACGCAAAAGAUGCCCCCUAGUUACUGGGCGGAGGUUGAAGAGGAGGAGCUCAAACUAUCCCGGUCAGCCUUGGACUCUCCAUCUAAGGUUGCAAAGACUGUGGUGUUGUAUCUCAAACAGCGAGCUGGGAGCAGCAAGGCUAGCAAGAACUCUAACGAAGCAGAUUAUCGGGCAAUCUUGGACAACCUAAUCUCGGAUAUAUUGCGGGUUUUGCAUUGGUCCGAAUGGCCAGGUGCAUCAUUACUGCUAAUGGUGUUCUGCAGAGUUUUUACUCAAAUACUUGAGGACGUCAAAUCAUCCGCUGGUGCCGACUUGAGCAGCCUUAAGUCCAUCGCCUUGGACAACCUUGGACAGAUUGCGGCACGCCUUCGCGAGUCGCAACUGCGAGUGGCCCGUACACCUGCGGGUCGCGGUGAAGGAAAAUAUGAUUUGGACAACCUCAUCCGUGACUCAAAUGUUUCAGGUUUAGAGACACUUAUAUCAGCUCACGAAGAAAUAUUGUCAGUUCUUACUGGCCUAUCAACGAAGGAGGAUGCUGGGUUAUUCGAGAGUGCUCGCGUACUGAGCACCACGAUCUGGUUUUCCGAGCUAGGGAAUGCAUUUCAGCGUUGUGACAGUAUUAUCAGCCAAAUGGCCAAUGAAGGCAAAGAAGCGGCGUCUGAGAAGGCUCAGUUUCAAGCAUUCGCCGACCGCAUCAAAAGGACGUUGCAGCAUUGUUGGGACGAGCCGAACGUUGACGUUUUUGGUCCCACGCCAGAGCUUGCCGCCACAGACGUACUAACAGAACGCGUCGGAACCAGUCAGCUACUGCGUAAUGGCUUUCAUCUGAUGCUAGGGGCCAUUCUUGCAUCCUUGGAUGCGCCAGCUGUUUUCAUGAGGACGAAAGCUUUGCGGGCCCUGGGCCAGAUCGUUGUCGUAGACAACCAGGUUCUGCGUGAUUCUAAUGUAAAAAGAGCUAUCGAGAACCACUUACGUGAUAGCUCGUCAGCUGUCCGAGAGGCUGCCGUCGAACUGAUUGGGAAAUACCUGACUACCGUCCCCGAGGUUGCAAGUGAAUACUUUAGCCAGAUCUUAGAGAGGAUAGCGGAUACUGGACUGGGAGUACGCAAGAGGGUUAUCAAGCUUCUCAGAAAUAUGUAUUUUGUUGAGGCAUCACUUGAACGGCGUAUCAAUAUCUGCUACCGUCUAAUAAUGCGUGCUCUGGAUGAAGAUGAGACUGUUAAAGAUCUUUCCAUAAAAACCAUUUCCGAGCUAUGGUUCGGCGGUCAGGAAGUGUUGAACGCACCAAGCGGAGGGAAUAGUUCUAUCUAUAGCUUAAAUACGAAAGUUACAGUUGUCAUGAGUGUUUGCACUAAGUUUUCCUCCGGCCUCCACUCUCCAUUGGAAAUAAUUUUGACCCAGCUCACAAAGGAUGCCGAAGGGACUAGCGAGUCCCCUGUUCUUUCUCAAUUUAGUCAGAUUUGCGAUCUGCUCAUAGACGCUCUGGUCGAUGCUAACCUGAUACCAGGAUUUAGCAUAGCCAACUGUAUUCGGACACUAUUUGUUUUUACUUCCGCAUAUCCUCGAGUUAUCUCAAGUGCCAAGGCACAAAUAUUGAUCCCCUAUCUGAAAAACCCUUCCAAUCCCGAAGAAUUGGCUAUUUCGGACUACAUUCUCAAGAUUUUCCGUCUAUCCAUUCCGACAUUCCCAAAGACCGCUAUAAAGUUCGGGCAAGAGCUUCAGCCGAUUCUCCAGCCUAUCAUAAAAGGGUCUUCAGGAGGACUGGCAACGCUGCAAGAGGCAGUUGCUUGCCAUUGUGCGACUGUCAAAUUCCUAACGAACGACUAUCGACAGCUUGUCUUCCUAUUAAAGAGUUGCAAUGAAAAGGUGAAAUCAUUGCAAUCUCAAGCCGCCAAUACAUCCCUUCCAGAAACGGUUUUUCGGCAUGUCACCUACUUUGCACAUAUCUUGUCGUCUCUUUGCGAGAACGUCAACUUCGAAGAACUAAGACAAUCUGGUUUUGUACGAGAGUUGGACUUGAUAUCAAAGAACUCGAUUCCUGAGCAUGUCUAUAUGUCACUACUCAGCCUGUAUGAGUCGAUCAAGGAUGAGAGUACACGAAGUCGUCUCAUGAACUGCUUUGGAUCUCUAUUCAGAAGCAAUCCUAGCCUCAUGACAAGCGAAGAAUCAGCUUCACUCAUGGAGACCGUGUUCUCCUCCUCUGACCUUGAAGCGCGAUGCCGCUUGCUGAAAACUAUCCACAGCUUCCUCCUGUCAGAAUCCGCGAAGUUCGAGAGUGAAUUGAAAGCAAACUCGGAGGGCAACAAUUCGAAUGUCAAAAUGGAAGAAUUAGUGGGCAACACUGCUGGCUUUGCUGAAGGAAGCGUAAGCUCAGCCGUUGUUCAGCGUUAUCUUACCCAUGUUCUGGAAGCUGCCAUGACGAUUCAUGCGGCCCUGCAAAACAUAGCAAUUGAUAUCCUUGGCUUCGUAGUGCGUCAAGGUCUUGCUCAUCCAAUACAAUGCAUCCCAACAAUCAUCGCUCUUGAGACCAGCCCUUCGAGUAGUUUGAGUAGCCGUGCACUUGCAUAUCACAAGGUCCUUUAUGACAAGCACGCCACAAUGAUAAAUACACGGUUUAUGGAUUGCGCUAAAAAGACCUUUGAGUACCAGACUCGAUUGCUGGGCUCAAAAUUGUCGGAGGCCGACUCAACUGAGAGCGUUGAUUACCUGCAUGGGCUGCGAGCUGAUCCUGUACCGACGGCUCUCUUUCGUCCGUGGUAUACUCUAGUACGUGAGAAGCGCACGACUAGAGUGGAGUGGUUGAAGUCUUUGGUCAAAUCAAUUGAUGUCGACAUCGAAAUCGGAAGCGGCUACAUGUCUCAAACAGCCUUCGAUUUUCUUCGCUACAUGAUCGAGAAUUUUUCGGCUCUAGACUAUAAGACCCAGGAGGAACUGUUACUGGUCAUUCGACACACUACCGUGGUGCUGUCCGUGACUGGUACGCAAGUUGUGGAUGGAUUUGUUCGAAAACGGCGUGGUGCCCACCAAGCAUCUGAUGGUGCUCCUGUCACCGUUAUCGAAUCAUCAGACAACUCGGUGGUUGAUGAGAUUCCCCUACAACCCGAAUUUUCCCGCACCGCUGCCAGCAUCAUGAUGCUGCUUGUGCUCAAAGCAUACCUCAAGGAGUUGUAUGGUUUAUCGGAGGAGAAGUGCACAAAAUGGUCCUCAGGCAAGAAGAGUGCGAUCGGCGAUAAACCCGCAAUUCGACGUCAUGAAAAUCCAAUAUCCUGGGAGAAAAUACCAUGCGCACUCAAGUCUGCAAUGACCCACGAUGAUGCUGAGCAUCAGUAUUCGCGCCUUCUCGAGAUGUGGGAUCAAGAAGGCGUCUCCCCUGAACCCUUGGAAGACAUUGACUAGCGAUCAGCGCGGUUUGUUGUUAUCCUACCGUAUGAAUGCUUUUUAUUCCUACUUUGUAGACAUACCUACCUUUAUGCUGCCAUACCCUGUUAUUAUGUACCCAGCCAUGUACCCUCCUACCAAUCGUUGUAAUACAUGCCCGCAACUGAUAUGUUGGAAUUAUGCAAUAACAGCC
Molecule: messenger RNA, 6359 nt
Organism: Cantharellus anzutake
Lineage: Eukaryota; Fungi; Basidiomycota; Agaricomycetes; Cantharellales; Hydnaceae
Exons: 33
Coding region: 179-6184 (2001 amino acids)
Biological process (GO): replication-born double-strand break repair via sister chromatid exchange; regulation of gene expression; establishment of protein localization to chromatin
Cellular component (GO): Scc2-Scc4 cohesin loading complex
Molecular function (GO): chromatin binding
Source: RefSeq, a predicted model, not a curated record